AACAUGGCCGUGGAUCAUGUGAAGUGCAACAGAUGUACAUCUUCCUACAUUAAAUCUAACCUUUUUUUGGUUUAGACUGUAUAAAAUGGCCACUACAUACUAAAUCAUCUGUCACCAACAUUUCCAACAAACUUUGCAGUCUAUUUCUUCCUCCUUGUUUCUACCACUUCUUAUAUCCUUUUGGCUCUUGCUUUUAUCAAACAAAGAUGAAAAGAUUCCCACUUGUGGCUCACAUUUCUCUACUUUUCGGGAUUUUUUUCAUCAUACUAAUGAUUGGUAGAAGUCUUGAUGCUGCUCGCUGGGAUCACAUGAGCUUUAAUGCAGAAGAUACUCACAGAACAGUUAACAAUUCAAGGAACCAGCAGGAAAAAACUAAAGAAGUACUUGGUAUGGAGUUGUACCCUACAGGAUCCAGCCUCCCAGACUGUUCCCAUGCAUGCGGACCAUGUUUUCCGUGCAAAAGGGUGAUGGUGAGCUUCAAAUGCUCUGUUGCAGAGUCUUGUCCAACCGUCUACAGAUGCAUGUGUAAAGGAAAAUAUUAUCACGUACCCUCCAAUUGAGCAUAAAUUCAAUUUGGAGGAAUAUGCAGCAAAAAACGAAGCAAUUAAUGAUUUAGUUAGCACUUAGCACUGAGGUGACUUUGGAUAUAAAGAAGACUGAGACUACAGUCUCCGUUGAUUUCAUUAGGGUUAUUUCCUUGUAUUGGGAUCAUUCUGUCUAAGAAAGCAACCGAGACAACAAAUUUUCAAGCCCAGGAAGUUCAAUUAGGAAGUGAGAUGUUGCGGUAGUUUAAUUGUAUGCGAUAACAUUUCCAUUGUUGUAUUCUACUUGUAAUGGAAUCUGGUUUAUCAUGUUCCCCACCUUCAA
This is a messenger RNA of Cucumis melo (muskmelon), 867 nucleotides long. Its product is annotated as protein EPIDERMAL PATTERNING FACTOR 1. Lineage: Eukaryota; Viridiplantae; Streptophyta; Magnoliopsida; Cucurbitales; Cucurbitaceae. The record is from RefSeq and is a predicted model, not a curated record. Gene Ontology annotation, biological process: stomatal complex development; guard cell differentiation. The transcript has 3 exons. The coding region runs from base 207 to 560 and encodes 117 amino acids.